Messenger RNA from Numida meleagris (helmeted guineafowl), 1010 nucleotides. It is a transcript of the gene GUK1, whose product is annotated as guanylate kinase 1. The transcript is spliced from 9 exons. The record is from RefSeq and is a predicted model, not a curated record. NCBI's taxonomy places the organism in Eukaryota, Metazoa, Chordata, Aves, Galliformes, Numididae. Gene Ontology annotation, cellular component: cytosol. Gene Ontology annotation, biological process: purine nucleotide metabolic process. Bases 277 to 873 code for a protein of 198 amino acids. Gene Ontology annotation, molecular function: GMP kinase activity.
GGCCGCCCCGCGUGACGUCAGCAGGGGCCGACGGGAACCCCCAGCGCCUCGGGCCGCUCCGCCCUUCCCCUUUCCCCCCCGCUCUCCCCUCAUGAGCUGGCGGCGGCUGCAUGGGGCCAUCGCCCGGGCGGCGGGGACAAGUGAUCGCAGUGUUGCUUUUGCUGGGCUGCUCUCCCAGUCAUUCAGCAGCAUGGGACUGAGAGUGAUGAAGCCUGCAGGUGGCUUGCUGAGCGAGAUGUAGCCAGAGGAAGAAUCACAGGAGAGGUGAGAGCAGCCAUGCAGGGACCGAGGCCGGUGGUUCUGAGUGGCCCAUCAGGUGCAGGGAAGAGCACUUUGAUAAAGAAAUUGUUUAAAGAUUACGAGAACAUCUUCGGCUUCAGUGUCUCUCAUACAACGAGGCAGCCAAGACCCGGAGAAGUAAAUGGCAAAGAUUACCACUUUGUGACCAGAGAGGAAAUGAAGAAAGAAAUCGAUGCUGGUGAAUUCAUCGAGCACGCGGAGUUCUCAGGAAAUAUGUAUGGGACGAGUAAAGGUGCGGUGCAAGCUGUUCAGGCCAAGAACCAGAUCUGCAUCCUGGACAUUGACAUCCAAGGCGUAAAGAACAUCAAGAAGACAGAGCUGAACCCCAUCUACAUCUCCGUGCAGCCUCCGUCCAUAGACGUCUUGGAAAAAAGACUGCGUGACCGACAGACUGAGACAGAAGAAAGUCUACGGAAGCGUUUGACUGCAGCCCGUGUAGAUCUGGAACUCAGUAAAGAGCCUGGCCUCUUUGACUUGGUCAUUGUUAAUGAUGAUCUCGAAAAAGCCUAUUCCGAAUUGAAGGAGCUGCUCCUGGAGGAAAUCCAGAAGGCCCAAGAAUCCAGGAAGUCCUGAGCGGAGCCUGCCUGGACGCUUCAUCGCAUCAUUCCUGAGCCGCAGCGCAACGUUUCAUUCCAAGAGACAUUCCCUUUAGGCCCAUCCUCCUGCCAGGUUACUUUAGGAUAUUUGUAUUAAAAGAAAGGAAAAGGAAA